AUGCGUGCUCUCCGAUACUACGGCAUUAAGGAUAUCCGCUUGGACGAUAUCCCCGAGCCAGAUUGUCGGCCGGGCUGUGUCAAGAUCAAGCCAGGCUUUGUUGGCAUCUGCGGCAGCGACAUGUCUUCCGAUUUUAAGCACCCGCUGGCCAAGGAGGGGAUGCCCAUCGUCUUCGGCCACGAGUUCGGCGGGGUGGUGACGGAGGUUGGGGACGGCGUCACGCGCGCCCGCGUCGGCGACCUCGUGGCCGUCCGCCCGUCGCUGUACGACGGGACCUGCGACUCCUGCGUCGCGGGGCACACCAACGUGUGCCAGUACUGGGGCUGGCUUGGAAUCCACGCCAACGGGGGCCUGGCCGAGGCGGCCGUCGUCGAGGAGAAGACGGUGUUCCGCCUCCCCCAGGGGACGAGCCCCGAGGUCUCGGCCUUGGUCGAGCCACUUGCCGUGGGCUGGCACGCGACGCGCCUGGCGCGGGACUUGACCCCCGCGUCGACGGCGCUCAUAGUGGGCGGGGGCCCGAUCGGCUUUGCCGUGUACUUCGCCCUCCGCGCCCAGGGCCUGACGAGGAUCGUGGUCAGUGAGGUCUCGCAGGCGCGGCGUGACAUGCUGGCGGCGCUCGGCGCCGAGCACGUCGUCUCCCCCGCCGAAACAGAUGUUCCGGCCAUGGUCCGGCAGCUAUCCGGACCAGGCGGCCGGGGCGCCCACGCGGUUUUCGACUGUGCUGGGCUACCAGUCACCCUCAGCACGGCCCUGGAGGCGCUGCGGCCGCGGGGUACUAUUGUCAACAUCGCCCUUCGUGCCGAGCCCGUGCCACAGGUGGACCUCAACCUUUAUCUGCAUAAAGAGGCGACCCUGGUGAGCUCGAUGGCUUAUCAGGAGAGUGACUGGGAAGAGGUUAUCGAGGCCCUCGGAGAUGGGAGGAUAAAGCCGGAGGCAUUGAUUACUGGCAAGAUUGAGAUGAAAGAUCUGGUUGAGAAGGGGAUUAAGGUUUUAAAUAAGCCCGGACAGCAGCAUUUCUACGGCAAAGAGUUCUAG
Molecule: messenger RNA, 1035 nt
Organism: Diaporthe citri
Lineage: Eukaryota; Fungi; Ascomycota; Sordariomycetes; Diaporthales; Diaporthaceae
Exons: 3
Coding region: 1-1035 (344 amino acids)
Biological process (GO): butanediol biosynthetic process
Cellular component (GO): cytoplasm
Molecular function (GO): zinc ion binding; (R,R)-butanediol dehydrogenase activity
Source: RefSeq, a predicted model, not a curated record